AUGUCUUUGCGGCCGGCCGUCGCGGCUCUGGCGUGCUGCGGCUGCCGCAGCGCCGUCUUGAGAGCUGUGCUCGGCUCGACAGCACCAAGCGUCCGCAGCUUGGGUACCCAACGGCCACCGCAGCUUGCACGAAACUUUUCGACAUCGCCCCGACGGCUCUUGUCCAGCCCCGGCAGCGAGGACGACUCAUCACCUAGUACAGCUCUUCAAGACGAGGCCGAGAAACCAGACCAAGAUGGCGCCGAGAAGCACUGGUUCCUCGAGGUAGAGCCUCCUCGCCACCCACCGAGCCAGCAUGUCCCAACUCUUCCAAACCCCCCCCGCGAUGCGCCUUCGCUGCUCGAGCCGAUGAUCAAAUACGUCUACGAAGAUAUGGGGCUUGACGACCUCGCGCUCCUGGAUCUGCGCGAACUAGACCCUCCAGCAGCCCUUGGCCGGAACCUGAUCAUGCUGUUUGGAACAGCCCGGAGCGAGCGCCACCUGCACAUAUCGUCUGGCCGAUUUGUUCGAUGGCUGCGGCGAAACUACAAAGUCAACGCCAAAGCAGACGGACUGAUUGGGCCAGGCGAGCUCAAGACGAAGCUGCGCCGCCUGCGAAAACGGGCCAAGCUCAUGGGUACCAACACCAUGAUUGUUCCGGGAGGCGACAAUGGGCUCUCGACAGGCUGGGUCUGCGUCAAUUUCUCCACGGGCGAGGGCGACCUCGGCGAGAUGGCCAGCUUCGACGCAGGCGGGAGGUAUUCCGGCUUUGGCGCGACACAGACCGGCACGACCAUUGUAGUGCAGUGCAUGACGGAGUCGAGGCGAGGCGAACUUGACCUGGAGAUACUGUGGCGAGGCGUGCUGAGAAGAUGCCUCGAGCGUAGCAGAAAGGUCAAGGGCGAGGCGACGGGUGACAAGGAAGAGCUCGAGGCGCUCGUAUCAUCCAAGAUUCAGCUGGCUCCCGGCUCGCCGACUUCCCAGUGGCAGGCACUGCGGCAGGCCUCACAGCAGCAGAGAUACUUUUCCACACUGGCACGACGUCUCCAGGCCCAGGCAGAGGCUCACACGGACGCCGCGGGCGUACAGCAAGGUCGGGCGGAAGCACCGGCGAUGGAAACAGACACUACCCAGGAUGGUUUCGUCAAGCUCCGUCGAGAGAUUGACGUGCUGCACGCGAGAGCCUUGCCAUUGAGCCAGCAAAGCUUCCAGGCCUUCAUCGCCUUUGCGUUGCGGGUCAAGUCUCCAGCAACCGCAUCGGAACGUUUGGCCCUCGUGGAUGAGUUGCUUUUGACCGGGCAAGAACGAGGGCUGGCGAUUGAGAGCGAGGACUUGCUCAUCGACCUAAUCGAAUCGGCGGUGUCUUCGCCAGCCUACGACGCGGACAUGGCGCGGGCGCAAAGGAACUUGGAGCUGCUCCUCGCAGAGAAGCGGUCUUCCAUGCAGGAGAGCCAGGUGCUGCGGCUCAUGAGCGCAUACGCGCGGCGCGGCCACUGGGACCGUUUCUGGAACACGUUUCGCUCACCCGCUAGGUUCCUGGCGCCCCGAUCCGCCGACGUCUACGAGCUCGCCUUUCGCCUGCUGGCCGAGACGCGGGAUGCUAGGAUGUGCAGAGAGGCCGUGAGCCGGAUGUACAUGGACAUGCUGCGAGAAGAGCCGCCCGUGCUGCCUGUCGGGGCGCUAUUCAAGUCGCUCAGGGCCUGCGUCUUGGUUGCGGACCCGAGCGCCGAAGAGAUGAUUUACAACCCGCCGUUGCCGGACAGCUUGUCGGUGGUCGAGAGGCGGGGAAUUGAGCGCAAUGAGUUUGUGCGGGUACUCAAGGACGCCGAAGGCCACCGCGCGGCCUGGGAGGCGGGCCAGAGAAGUCGGGUCCGAACAAUGACGCCGCCGCGGGAGCAGCCGCGGGAGCAACCGUUUGAGACGGACGCCGAUGCCAGCAUACGCUUGGCCUUGUUGUCGGGACGACGCAGCGGCUGA
This is a messenger RNA of Hirsutella rhossiliensis, 1956 nucleotides long. RefSeq names its product ribosomal silencing factor during starvation domain-containing protein. NCBI's taxonomy places the organism in Eukaryota, Fungi, Ascomycota, Sordariomycetes, Hypocreales, Ophiocordycipitaceae. Gene Ontology annotation, cellular component: mitochondrion. The transcript has a single exon. The record is from RefSeq and is a predicted model, not a curated record. Gene Ontology annotation, biological process: mRNA stabilization; mitochondrial gene expression; mitochondrial proton-transporting ATP synthase complex assembly. The coding region runs from base 1 to 1956 and encodes 651 amino acids.